CAGAGGCGAAGCAAAGGUUUUGGCUAUUAGCGGUAUGUAUAUCUCAAUGAUUAUUUUAUAAAAUGUAUUAAAUUUAUUUUUAACUGAAAAUAUUGAAUUUUAGAUGAUAUGCAAUUCUUGAACAAUAUGAUUGUUAGUGUGGAUGGCGACAUAAAUGUUCCUGCUAACAAAAUAUUUAUGGCAAACAUUGUUCAGGAAAAUGCAUCUUUACAAGAAAAUCGAAAGGUAGAGCAGAUAGUUGCUCUAUCGAAUCGAAAAGUUAUGGAUGCCAGGCUAAGGGUUAAGCCAACUAUUUUUGAUGGUGGUAAUGCACUUAGCCUCACUAAUGUUGACCAGGAGUAUGUGAUACUUGAUGAUACACCCAUCGAUUAUGUUGACGACCAAGGCAACGUGCUUAUUAUUAAUGGAGCUCCUGAGUCUACACAUGAGAUUCAGGAAAUAAUUAAUGUGAAUGACAGUGAUUCUGAAGAGAGUUGUAGUUCUGCUAAAUCAGCAGAACUACAGUGCUCAGAGGACAAUGUUAACGCAGUCCCUCUGACAAUUUCUUUUAAAGUUACCCCGGAAAUAAUAGAGAGUGCACGUGUGUGGUUAACUGCAUUGGAGGUUGCAUAUAAAACACAAAAUGAGGUGAAGAAGAUUGAGAAUGUGCAAUCAAAUGCAAUGGUCGAAUCCAACUAUAAAUUCAAGAUUCCAGCAUGCUUCUACACUCCUGGAGAAAACAUGGAAGAAAUAUCUCCAGGGUGUGGAUUCUUUCUUCCCAAAAAUAAAAUAAUAUAUAUUGAGCAAAUGUCGAAAGCAAACGGAACAGAAAAUGGCUGGGUGAAUGUAGUAAGGGAGGUGCUGCUUCUCGUUUAUGGGGAGCAGUUGAAAAACUUCUCAGCCACUGGGAUGAGGAGUAAGCGGCCUCCAAUCGACCAAAAUUUAUUUGGAGGAUUGGUGCCGUCGAUUGAAAUUUAUGCUGGACAAAAAGUCAUUUAUACAUUACGUAAAUAA
This is a messenger RNA of Ctenocephalides felis (cat flea), 993 nucleotides long. RefSeq lists its product as uncharacterized. Lineage: Eukaryota; Metazoa; Arthropoda; Insecta; Siphonaptera; Pulicidae. The transcript has 5 exons. The coding region runs from base 109 to 993 and encodes 294 amino acids. The record is from RefSeq and is a predicted model, not a curated record.